Suillus plorans is the source of this 441-nucleotide messenger RNA. RefSeq lists its product as uncharacterized. NCBI's taxonomy places the organism in Eukaryota, Fungi, Basidiomycota, Agaricomycetes, Boletales, Suillaceae. The transcript has a single exon. The record is from RefSeq and is a predicted model, not a curated record. The coding region runs from base 1 to 441 and encodes 146 amino acids.
AUGUCUCUGACACCUGAGACCUCCCUUCCAAAUAGUGCUGGCAGCUCAAAGAAGAAGAAGGCGAAGUCGGAUGUGUCACAGCAGGUGGGACAGGUGAGAGACGAGAUUGAGAGCAUGCACUCGGAUGUGAUGUCGCGCCAUGACAGCAAACACCUUUGCUUCCUCACAAAGCUCGAGGUUAAAAGCGAGCAUAGUUGCGACACUAAAAAGUAUGAGUGGCUUCGUUCCAGCCACGAGCACGAAGCCUCCCAAGCCACUGUCACCCAUCAGCGCAUGCAAGAGGUGAAAGCCACCGAGAUUCGCCUUCGUGAGACGGACAUUUGCAUCCACCAAGCACAUUCAGAAGUACUCAACAAGGAAGCGGAGACUCUGCGACUCAAGAUUCAAUUCCACCAAAUGAUGCAGGCCAGCAAUGUGGCAUUAGAUGGAGGAGUUGGGUGA